CCUGUCGCCCCCAGCACAACAACGGUGUCCAGCGGUGUCCUCUGUUCCAUGGGGGAUGGUUCUAUAAGAAAGAGACCACCGGUGUCCCUGGUGAGGGAGGCUGCCUGUUGUAGUAAGGUAUGGUGAAGGGCUCCGCAGUGUAGCGCGGCAGAGGGUCCAGUAGCUGAGGCCGGGACGGAGCGGACCGAGCGUGCUGCGCAGAGCAGCAGCUUGGGUUUCCAGCCGCUGAGCCCCCAUCAGGUCUGUGAAGACCACGGUUAAGAAGAAUUCCAGAUACAAUGAUAAACACAGUGUGCAUGAAGAUGGCUCGGAUCCUGAGACUACAUCUAACAAACGCUUCCUUGAUUCCUCCUGGGGUAAAAAUGCUCUCAGUUCCUGGAUCUAGGAUGAUAUCGACCCAUAAAUCCAAGAAGCUCAGAGAAUAUUACAGGCUGCUGAAUCUAGAUGAAGGAUGCUCUGUAGAUGACGUCAGGGAGUCUUUUCAUAAGCUUGCCAAGCAGUACCACCCAGACAGCGGUUCUACCGAUGCUGAUUCUGCAGCGUUUAUAAAGAUUGAAGAGGCAUAUAGGAAUGUGCUGUCCCAUGUGAUAAAACAGACACAUGCCAGACGGAAUAAAGCAGAAGAUGCAGAAGAAGAAGAAAAAGAAGAAGAAAAAUUCAAAUAUAACACACCUCAGCACCGACAUUACUUAAGCUUCGAAGGCGUUGGUUUUGGGACUCCAAGUCAGCGAGAGAAACAAUACAGACAGUUUAGGGCAGACCGUGCGACGGAGCAGGUGAUGGAAUACCAAAGGCAGAAGCUUCAAAAGGAGUACUUUGCCAACAGCAUAACUGUCAAAGACGUACGGCAGAGCAAAGAACAGAAGAUAACUCAAGCCAUAGAGCGCCUGGUGGAGGACCUCAUUCAAGAAUCCAUGGCAAAAGGAGACUUUGACAAUCUCAGUGGGAAAGGAAAACCUCUGAAGAAGUUUUCUGGCUGCUCAUAUAUUGAUCCCAUGACACACAACCUGAACCGAAUAUUGAUAGAUAAUGGAUACCAACCAGAGUGGAUUCUGAUGCAGAAGGAAAUUAAGGAUACCAUUGAGCAACUUCGAGAAGCACUUUUAGUGUCUAGGAAGAAGCUUGGGACCCAUCUGUCACCAGGAGAGCAGAAACAAUGGGCCCAGGUGUGUGAGCAGUUUCAAGAAAACAUACGAAAGCUAAACAAGCGAAUUAGUGAUUUCAACUUGAUUGUUCCCAUUCUGACCAGGCAGAAAGUCCAUUUUGACGCACAGAAAGAAAUUAUCAGAGUCCAAGAAAUGUAUGGGGCCUUCGUAGAAGCAAAAGAAGUCACAGAAGACAAACAAACUGAUGUUAGCCAGGGAGAAGAAGAGAAAACACCCAGAGUCAAGUCAGGCUUUCUAAACUGGCUGAACCUGUCAAAAUUUAUUAAAACAUGAUUACUCUGACUUUCA
This is a messenger RNA of Apodemus sylvaticus (European woodmouse), 1454 nucleotides long. It is a transcript of the gene Dnajc28, whose product is annotated as DnaJ heat shock protein family (Hsp40) member C28. The transcript has 2 exons. NCBI's taxonomy places the organism in Eukaryota, Metazoa, Chordata, Mammalia, Rodentia, Muridae. The record is from RefSeq and is a predicted model, not a curated record. The coding region runs from base 279 to 1439 and encodes 386 amino acids.